Molecule: messenger RNA, 1101 nt
Organism: Blastomyces dermatitidis ER-3
Lineage: Eukaryota; Fungi; Ascomycota; Eurotiomycetes; Onygenales; Ajellomycetaceae
Exons: 3
Coding region: 1-1101 (366 amino acids)
Source: RefSeq, a predicted model, not a curated record
AUGGCACCUAGACGGGGUGGAGGAGGCAUCUUCAGUGGAGGCUCGUCCGCCUCAUGCUCAAGCUCCGCCUUUACAUCGGAGCUCCCUAGGAUCGAUCUAGGAUACUUGGCUACCUAUCUCUUCAUUGAUCUCGUCUUGCUUUGGGUGGCCGCGCGCAAACUUUUCAGGUUUAAACAUAGUAAUAAACCUCCUGGCCGCUGGCUUCUCAUGCUGUCGAUCAUCCCGAGGGUCUGCGCUCACGCAUGGAGUCUGCUUUUCCUCGUCCUCGACCAAUGCCUUAUUACAACACCCGAACUAACUGUAAAGCUGGCACUCGUCUCUACCUUUUUGCAUGUUAUCGCAAUUUCCUUGCUGGUUGGGGCGCUCAUGGUUUCGAUAUGCAAACGCCUCCACCAGAUUGCGAACAUGUCUCCAAGGCUAAUUGCUAUACUUCACGGCCUCUGGACAGGCGGUUUCGCCGGUUCCUACCUCAUUGCGAUGUGCAUUUACGCCGCGGAAGCCGUCCAGCAAUUCGAAUAUUCGAGCUCCUUCAGCAGCAGCCCGGCUUUAGAGAGUUUGGCAAGGGCGAGGAACGGGCUGAUGAUCCUCGCUGGGGUUCUAUUCGUGGCUGGGAUGCUCUCAACUGCCUACACCUUGCUGUCAGCGAUGUCUCGUGGCUCAAACCUAAAAACCAGCUCUCUCCGCCGCUAUGCCCCAUUCCUAGCAGCGACCUGCGUCGGUUUUGCGGCUACCUUUCUUGCCGAGCAGAUCGUGACGUAUCGCUUGUUGAGAGGCACGUACGUAACGCCUGACAGCUACUACGCAGUUCGGUUCCUCUACAUGUUCUUUUACAGCGCGUCAUUCUUGCUCGCUGUGCUUAUCGUGACAUCCCCUGCCUUGGCGAACAAUGAGCCUCCAGGUGUCGUCCAGGAGACGUUUCAACAACAACCAGCAGCAUCCUAUGCAUAUCCAGUCCAGCCAAACCCGCCAGGUCCAAACGUCCCGCUCAUGCAACAGUAUCCUCAGCAAUCGUAUCCUCCUGUCCCUCCGGUGCAGCCAUAUCAGGCAAACCAGCAGCCGUAUGAUCCUCAUAGUCCUCGGCCACCGGCCGCUUACUACUAA